AUGGCUGUGGCCUCUUUCACUCUAAUAAUGGACCUGCUCCUCAGCCUAGUAAUGUGGAUCUCUCUGCUGCUCUCCAGCUUUACAUGUGUCUUCACAUUCAUGCUGCCAGACAUCAGUGAGCCUGACUUCAUUCGCAGGUGCGUGCAGGCACACAAUGCCCAGCGCUCCCGAGCUCAACUGCCUGCUGCCAACAUGCGCUCCAUGUCCUGGGAUGAUUCACUGGCAAGAGGAGCUCGGUCCUGGGCAAAACAUUGCAAAGGAUCCCAUAAUCCUGUGCUACAGCAACAUGGCCUGGCUCAUCCCGAGUUCCGACGGGCUGGGGAGAACAUCUGGCUUGGUGCACCAUUCUCAGCCUUUACAGUGGAGUCAGCUAUCAACAGCUGGAACAGAGGAAGUGCAGAUUACACACUCCAAAACAGCAGCUGUGCCAGAAUCUGUGGUCACUACACACAGCUAAUGUGGACAACUAGCUAUAGGAUUGGCUGUGCUGUCCAUGUUUGUUCUAAAGGAAUUGAAAACUUCUCCAGUCAUCCAGAAUCUACCAUUUUUGUGUGCAACUAUGGUGAUGGAGGACCUAUGUUUGGAUUUCCUCCAUAUAUAGUGGGUCUGGCCUGCAGCAACUGUGGUGUAGAGAAAUGCAAAGAUAAAAACUGCAAAUACAACUGGACACCUGGGUGGGAUUUCGGCCCCACCGGCUCAGCUGACAAGGUUUUUCAUUGGCUGACCAGCUACAAACUGCAACUACCGAUCGGAAUCUGCUGGCUACUUUACUUUUAUGCGACACUCUGAAAUCUCCCAAUAAACUUUAUUCUAAGUUUUUUGAGACUUGCUUUCAGUGCUUUUGAACUUUUUGGAGAUUAUUAUCCAUAACAGGGAAAUUAUAUGAAGACAUGGCUGAGCUAUGAGUCAUGUGUGUGGCAUGAUCCCUGCUGUGUAGGACUGGUGCUACCUUUCAGCUUUCACACAUACUAUUAAUUUAAUAUCUAUAUCAUUUAUAUUAUAUAAUAAUAUCAUUUCAUUUUAAAAUAAAC
Molecule: messenger RNA, 1031 nt
Organism: Trichomycterus rosablanca
Lineage: Eukaryota; Metazoa; Chordata; Actinopteri; Siluriformes; Trichomycteridae
Gene: glipr1b
Product: GLI pathogenesis-related 1b
Exons: 6
Coding region: 1-789 (262 amino acids)
Cellular component (GO): extracellular region
Source: RefSeq, a predicted model, not a curated record